Molecule: messenger RNA, 666 nt
Organism: Sphenostylis stenocarpa
Lineage: Eukaryota; Viridiplantae; Streptophyta; Magnoliopsida; Fabales; Fabaceae
Source: the annotation of a GenBank genome assembly
AUGGAAGGAGAGAGAGGUGGUGCUCCCAAUUAUGAGCUUCAAGUUUCUUUCACCAACAACCCACAAGCCAUACACGAAUUGGGCUUUGUUCAGUAUGAAGAAAACCAGGUCCUUGGCUUCUUGUCACCCUCUUCUCAAUCUCAAUCUUCUCACCUCUCCCAGUCCUUAAACAGUGAUGUAGUUGUUACUACUACCGCUACAACUGCUGCAACCAUCGGAUUCAUGAAUCAUAGUGAAAUUGUCACCAAAACUUGGAAUAACGACCAGGUAGGAACUCUGGAUCCAAAGGCUGUAGAUGAAGAGAACUGCACUGGAAAUGCCAGUGAAGGCAACAAUAACGCUUGGUGGAGGAGCUCAGCUACAGAGAAAAACAAGGUGAAGAUAAGGAGGAAGCUAAGAGAACCAAGGUUUUGUUUCCAAACAAGAAGCGAUGUAGAUGUGCUUGAUGAUGGUUACAAAUGGAGGAAAUACGGCCAGAAAGUUGUCAAGAAUAGCCUUCAUCCCAGAAGUUAUUAUCGUUGCACCCACAACAACUGUAGGGUGAAGAAGAGGGUUGAACGACUCUCAGAGGAUUGUCGUAUGGUGAUAACCACCUAUGAAGGUAGACACAAUCACUCUCCUUGCGACGACUCAAAUUCGGAGCAUGAAUGCUUUACCUCUUUCUAG